AUGGCCCGGGAGCCAGGCACCGGUGUUGCUUCCAAAAAAACGGGCGUGGUGCCUCUUUGGGCCUGCAAUUCGCGUUUCGGUGGGAUUGGCGUAGUCGCGUACUCUGGUUUUUUUGUGAAACACGGGAGACCGCAUCGUGGACUGACACAGCCGCCAAGGUUCGCAAAGGAGCUUGACCAAGACGCUGUCCCAGAAUGGCGGGCCAAAUAUUUAAACUACAAGGCCGGGAAAAAGCACAUCAAAGCCGUCACGCGCGCCAUCAACCGCGCCAAUGCGACGCCGACCUUGACCAGGAAGGGGACCGAGGCACCCCAGGCGAAAACUCCGGCCAACAUCUUCGGCAUAGAUCAUGAAUUCACGCCUAACCGGAGUUCGACGGGAGAUCCGUCGCUGUUCCGGUGCAAAUCCGCAGCCGAUGCACCCGGGGGAAACGAGCGGUCAGGGUUGGCGAGCUCCCCGGGCAGCACUCUACAAUAUGGCAGUUUUGGGCCAUCGCCAUCGCGCCAGAGCGACAGGAACGACUUUGAACUCCCGGCCCCCGCCAUGCGGGUUCCCUCCAACACGGGCGAUCCCGUAUGGCACCGUAUGCCACUCCCGCGCAGCGCAACUAUGGCGGAUGAUGCAGCAAGGUUGGGCCGCCCCUCCCCGUCGUUGCGCACCUUCCGGUCCAGAGGCACAGCUCCAACGCCGCGCCUGCGUGUUGCCCGGCUCUUCUCCACCGCUUCCUCGGCGCCCAGGCAGACGCCAAACAGGGCCGAGAUCGGGUUGCAGAACCUGGACUACGUCCGCUCGGCCGAGCGCGACUUCUUUGCAUUUCUCGACAGCGAGCUGGACAAGAUCGAGACGUUCUACAAGGAGAAGGAAGAUCAGGCGACGGAGCGCCUGGCCGCACUGCGCGCCCAGCUUCACGAGAUGCGCAACAGACGGACCGCCGAGAUUGCCGAGUCGAGAAAGAGGAGAGAGCAGGCGCGCAGCAGCAGGCGCAGCGAGGAGGAAGACGCCAACGGGCGGCCCAAGGACCGCAAUCGAGCCUGGAUCGGCCCGCUCAAACACCGCUUCAUCAAGCCCGGGCCCAACUCGGAGGAGCUCCAGAAGAUGACCAGGACCCCCGUCAUGACGGGCCAGAGCCAGACGGUGGACGUGGGCCGGGACUACGUGCGGAGACCACAGCAGGCCAACGACGUCCCGUACCGGACCGCCAAGCGCAAACUCAAACUGGCCAUGCAGGAGUUCUACCGCAGUCUCGAGCUACUCAAGUCGUACGCCCUCCUGAACCGGACGGCGUUCCGCAAGCUCAACAAGAAGUACGACAAGGCGGUCAAUGCCCGGCCGCCCUACCGGUACAUGAAUGAGAAGGUGAACAAGUCUUGGUUCGUCAAUAGCGACAUCCUAGACGGCCACUUGCGCACCGUCGAAGAUUUGUACGCCAGGUACUUUGAGAAAGGGAACCACAAGAUCGCCGCCGGGAAGCUCCGAGCCCUGCAAAAACGUCAGGGGGACUCCUCCGACAGCGCGUUCCGCAGCGGCCUGAUGAUCGGCCUCGGCUCCGUCUUCGCCGUUCAGGGGCUCAUAUACGGCUCCGAGAUCCUCCUCGGCCACGAGGACGAGGAUUUUGUCGAACAGACGGGCUACCUCCUCCAGCUGUAUGGCAGUUACUUCCUCAUCCUCCUCCUCUUCGGCUUGUUCACCCUCGACUGCCGGAUGUGGUCCAAGAAUAAGGUCAACUACCCCUUCAUCUUCGAGUUCGAUGCCAGGAAUUUUCUGGACUGGAAGCAGGUGGCCGAAUUCCCCAGCUUCUUCUUCACCCUGUUCGGCGUCUUCCUCUGGCUCAACUUCUCGAGGUCGGGCAACUGGGAAGAGCUGUACCUGUAUUACCCCGUCAUCCUCAUUUGCAUUUCUCUCGUCAUCAUCUUUCUCCCGGCACCGAUACUGCAUCACAAGGCUAGGCGCUGGUUCUUGUACUCUCAUUAUCGGCUCCUCCUGUCGGGUUUAUACCCAGUCGAACUAGAGACUUCUUCAGCAAUCUGGGAUCUCUUUAUGGAUUUCUCCCUCCUCCAAGCCAACGCUCAGCAGCGGCUCUUACGCGAUAUCACGGCGCUCCGGCCCGUCUGGAUCUACUAUGUCAUCAUGGUCCUCGACCCGAUCCUGCGCUUCUCGUGGAUCUUCUACGCCAUCUUCACGCACGACAUGCAGCACAGCACCAUCGUCUCCUUCAUGGCCAGCUUCGCCGAGAUCGUCCGCCGCGGCAUGUGGACUCUGCUGCGCGUCGAGAACGAGCACUGCGCCAACGUCGCCCAGUACAAGGCCGCCCGCGACACGCCCCUGCCCUACCACCUCGAGCAGUUUGUCCAGCGGCCCAGCCUCGAACAAGCCGCAGCCGCCGCCACCGCUACCGCCGGAGCUGUGGGGGCCGGAGCGGCCUUGGCGCCGGCGGUCGACGAUGCCGGCCGGCCGACCACGGGAGCCGCCGCCACGCCGAGCCUGCGCCACAGACCCGGCACGGCAGCCACGCCUGCAGCUGCAGCUGCAGCGACUCCCUCCUCCCUGCGCCCGGUCACCGCCGCCACCACCACUAUGGCGCCCACACCGCGUAGCGAGAGAGCCGCCGCGCCGCAGGAGGUGACGGCAACGGCGCUCGAGGAGGGAGCGGCGGCGGCGGUCGCCAGGUCGGGCACGUUCCGCCGGCGGCUGUCCGACGCGGUCGGCAAGCGGUCGAUCCUGCAGGCCAUGGCGGAGGCGCACAAGCAGGACUUUGAGAAGCGGCGGCCGACAGCCGCCGAGGCAGGGCGGGACGACCGGCGGGCAGCGGAGGAGGUGGAUGACGUCCUGGGGAGCGAAGACGACGAGAUGGAGGAGUUGAAGAGCGACUACGACGACGACGACGACGAUGACGAUGGUAACGAACAUGGUGACAAUAACAAUGAUGGUGCUGGGCAUCACCAUCAUCAUCAGCAUCAUCGCCAACAUAGUCUUCAACACCAUCGCCAUCACAGUCUUCAACAUCAUCGUCGUGUUCAUAGUGUGGGGGGUGGUGGUGGUGGUGGUGGUAGGGGUAACGGCAGCGGUGAGUAG
Molecule: messenger RNA, 3072 nt
Organism: Thermothelomyces thermophilus ATCC 42464
Lineage: Eukaryota; Fungi; Ascomycota; Sordariomycetes; Sordariales; Chaetomiaceae
Exons: 6
Coding region: 1-3072 (1023 amino acids)
Biological process (GO): cellular response to phosphate starvation; phosphate ion transport
Cellular component (GO): cytoplasm; Golgi apparatus; plasma membrane
Molecular function (GO): inositol hexakisphosphate binding
Source: RefSeq, a predicted model, not a curated record